AUGAAUAUUCAUAUUAAUCGAAUUAAUAAUGGUGUGCAUUUGAGUGGUACCGUUAACUGGUUGGCUCUUCCCAAUUACAUUAAACCAGCUUAUGAAUAUGGUUGGAAGUCUAUUGCUAAUGCUCAACAAUUUGUUAUUGUUUCACUUGAUCUUUCGAUGGAGACAUACACACAGAUUUUGCUACCUCGUGGUUUUGACGAAGUGCCACGUUUUCAGCAAACACCUAGUGUUCUUAUGGACUUUCUUUGCUUUUCGCAUGAUUUCAAGGGAACCGAAUUUGUUAUAUGGAAAAUGAAGAAGUUUGGAGUACAAGAGUCUUGGACUCAAUUGUUUAGAAUUGAGUACUUGAAAAUCUAUCAUGACUUGAAUUUCUACAAAGGCAGUGAAUUUGGUACUCCAUUGUUGCCAUUACACCUUUCUAAGAAUGGAGAUACAUUGAUAUUGGAAAAUUGUGAAGAUGAUCGAGCAAUUAUCUAUAAUCAGAGAGAUAAAGGAGUAGAGAGAAUUAGAAUUUCUAACAAAUUGUGUUGGUUUUCUACCAUGGAUUACGUUGAAAGCUUGGUUUCAACUCGUUGGAUAUCUGCAACCUCGACUCCAAGCACACCCUCUAUGCAUGGAAGUACGAUCGGAAAGUCUGUCGAAUUCCUAACAAACGAAGAGGAUGAACUAAGAGACAGUGAUUCUAAUGAUGAAGUCGAACUAAGUGACAAUGAUUUCGGAGAUGAUGGAUGAGUUAUUUUGUUAGAAUUGUUGGAACAUACAAAUCAAAUUAAGGUUUCUUUAAUGGGGAAAAUGAUCAAUUGAAGAAGAUGAAGAUUAAAGAAUGAAGAGAAAUAAUAGAGAGAGAGAGUAAUUGAGGGUGAGAUAGUGAAUUGGCAUUAACCACAAUGUAGGAGUAGUGAGUUCCUUAUAUAGUACAAGUUACAAAAAUGAUUGGAAUGAUUUAAAACACCCUAAAACAAACAGAAAAAACAGUUGGGCUUCAGUGUAACCGGUUACGGCAAACAGCGUAACCGGUUACGCAAACGCAACAUCUACAGUAAAUCUGUUUUACGGGUUCGUAACCGGUUACGGUAACAGGCGUAACCGGUUACGCCAACUGAAGUGCUAAAAACAGCAGUUUCAACACACCACCUCACUUCAGUUGGUCCAAGUCCACCAUGCUCAGCUUCCUUCUCAGCCUCUUGAACACCUCAUUGGUCACACCCUUGGUCAAUAUGUCAGCUACUUGAUCUUCGCUUCGACAAUACCCCAAUCGUAACUUUCCAUCGCUCAAUAACUCCCUUAAGUAAUGAAACCGCAUCUCU
Molecule: messenger RNA, 1307 nt
Organism: Vicia villosa (hairy vetch)
Lineage: Eukaryota; Viridiplantae; Streptophyta; Magnoliopsida; Fabales; Fabaceae
Exons: 2
Coding region: 1-732 (243 amino acids)
Source: RefSeq, a predicted model, not a curated record